AUGGGGCCUGAUUGUGCGAGCUGGCAACCCGGCUCGCCGACGAACGCCGGCCAGGGCGCUUGCGCAGCCGGCCUCUCGACCUUUACCGGCAACUUCGACAUCUGGCGCGCCUGGACAGCGCACGGCGACGACUACUCGGCGACAUUCGCUCAAUGGGGCAACUUCAUCGGCGCGACUUGUACGGGAGGCAAGACUGUCAAGUGUGAUCCCAAGUCGGGCCAGUACCCCAACCCGACGAACGGGAGGUGUCAAACGCAGCAAUGUGUUCUUGACAAGUCGUGCUGA
Molecule: messenger RNA, 285 nt
Organism: Colletotrichum siamense
Lineage: Eukaryota; Fungi; Ascomycota; Sordariomycetes; Glomerellales; Glomerellaceae
Exons: 2
Coding region: 1-285 (94 amino acids)
Source: RefSeq, a predicted model, not a curated record